AGUAAAGCCGAGCCAUGCUGCCCGGGGUCGGUGUGUUCGGCACCAGCCUGACCGCCAGAGUGAUCAUCCCGCUGCUGAAGAACGAGGGCUUCGCCGUCAAGGCGCUGUGGGGCCGGACGCAGGAGGAGGCGGAGGAGCUGGCCAAGGAGAUGAACGUGCCCUUCUACACCAACCGGAUCGACGACGUGCUGCUGCACCAGGACGUGGACCUGGUGUGCAUCAACCUGCCGCCGCCGCUGACCAGACAGAUCGCCGUGAAAACACUGGGUAUUGGAAAGAACGUCAUCUGCGACAGGACCGCCACGCCUCUGGAUGCCUUCAGAAUGAUGUCAGCUGCCCAGUACUACCCCAAGUUAUUGAGCAUCAUGGGAAAUGUUCUGCGUUUCUUGCCAGCCUUCGUCCGGUUGAAGGAACUCUUGGAAGAAGGGUACAUUGGGGAGCUUCUGGUCUGUGAGGCCCAGGUCCACAGUGGUAGUCUCCUGGGGAAGAAAUACAACUGGAGCUGCGAUGAUCUGAUGGGAGGUGGUGGCCUGCACUCAGUGGGCAGCUACAUCAUCGACCUGCUUACAUUUCUGACAGGCCAGCGCGCGGCCAAAGUCCACGGCUUCCUAAAAACCUUUGUCAAGCAGACGGACCACAUCCAGGGCAUCCGUCAGAUCACCAGCGAUGACUUCUGCACAUUCCAGAUGGUGCUGGAGGGAGGCGCCUGCUGUACAGUCACGCUCAACUUCAACGUGCCCGGAGAAUUCCGUCAGGAGGUAAUCGUCGUGGGUACAGUCGGGCGGUUAACGGUCACAGGGACCGACCUGUACGGACAGAAGAACAGCGUGGGCGAAGGGAGCGGUAGUGGCCCCGAGCUGCUGCUCAAAGACACCACGCCUCUUGAGAAGGCUUCUUUGCCGGAGAAGGCCUUCAGUGAUAUUCCCUCACCAUAUCUCACCGGGACGAUCCGCAUGAUCCAGGCCGUGCGGCAGGCCUUUCACGACCAGGACGACCGGCGGACGUGGGAUGGGAGGCCUCUGACAAUGGCUGCCACCUUUGAGGACUGCCUGUAUGCCCUUUGUGUGGUGGACACCAUCAAGAAAUCCAACCAGACUGGAGAGUGGCAGAACAUUGAGGUGAUGACGGAAGAACCAGAGGUCAGCCCCGCAUAUUUAAUCAGCGAAGCAAUGCGGCGGAGCAGGAUGUCUCUCUACUGUUAGCAUCUAGCUGAUGUGCUAAUGUAGUAAAGGUGGCUGACCGCCUGUGUUAUACUGUGUUAUCUUAGAAACUGGAGGUGGUGCUAGAAGGGCCUUGAUAUUGUUGGAACCUUUUUCAUACAGCUCGCGGAGUAUUUUUUUUUUUUUUUUUAAGACUGUCAUGUCUGUAUUGUUGCUGUUACAGACCCAGAGGUUACACCACUAUUACACAGAGAGUUAUGGCUUCCUGUCACCUUGCCUCUGCAGGAGAGGAAAAAGCAAUGUGAUUAGCAAUUAAACCUUAUUUAUGAGGAAGUCUUUCCUGUUCCUUUUGACGGACAACUUGUGCCCUUUAAGAGGGGGGGGGGGAUGCACCUGUAAAUCAAGCUGAUCCAUGCAACAGAAAGACGAGAUACAGUCCCACAGCGGAGGCAGAUGUGGGAGUGGAACUAAACCUUCUGUGUUCCGCUUGACCGUGAGGGUAUUGCACCUCUCGUCUCUGCCCCUCCUCCGUGUGUAUGUGUCUGGAAGUCAACACCUUUCACUGUGGGUCCGAAUGAGGACAGCCGAGGAAGAACGACAUUCCGCUCUGUUGAAACUUUACUGCUUUAUUGUUGCUAUAAAUCUGAAAAACUUGCUAGUUUUACCAAGUGAAUGUUUAAAAAAACAAAACAACAACUGUGUGCUUGAUAGCUUCGGUCUCUGUCUGCCCUGUGUGCUUCCACAAUAUGUGUGAAACAGGAGGAAAAAAAAUCAAUGGUUUGGCUGGUGGGAUGUCAGAGGGGUUGACCUUCUGGUUCACGUAUGCAAUAUGUUCAGGCUGAAGUCGGCAGCAGACAUACUUUUAUCUUCCUGCCUGGAGUCAAGGGCCAGGACGCUUUAUGCAGUUACAGUAGCCUGUGCAUCAGUUUGCGAGUCCUGUAUGGGUGGCCAAAGGUUUAUACCAUGCUUUCGCUGUCGUCUUAAAGCAUAGCCAUCAAAUACACUAACAUCUGUGAGACCUGUUGGAUCAUAAUAGUCUGUACUGAGUCUUAAGUGUGGGUAAUGAUAAGGUCUUGCACUAAGUUGCGAGUCAAUACUAAGUUGCGAGUCGAUACCCCCCCCCCCCCCCCCCCCCCAGCUAUGUGGGGGGGGGGGGGUAUCUGCAUAUUGCAAUACAGUGGGUCACUGCUGCUGGAAGCUAAUGUCAUUAUAUGACAGGCUUAUUAGGCCUCUUCAACAUGCACAGUGACACGCAAACUUGUCAGUGUGCAGUGUCCGCAGGGUUAGAUCGUGGAGAGUUUAAAUGUUAAGACAAUGUCAGAAGAUCCCAUGAAAAAGCAAGUUACUCAGUUUCUCAGUACUUUCUGACUUCACUCUAUAAGCCUGUUGGUUUUUAGAUGAUCCCUAGAGCUGCACUAAUCAGUAUUUUUUAAAUAACAAUGGGUCAAAUGACUAAUGCUAUGUGAAAGGCGUUGCUAGAGAAACCAACCGGAGGUUAUCCCUUGACUAUGCAGUUACCCUCAGCCUAAAGUAGCAUUUUAACAUUAUUUGAGAAAUUGUAUUAUGAUCUUUAACUUAAGAGCCUCAUUUCCAGUAUUAAGUUGUCUAAUACAGACACUUGCAGUUUAAGGUCGGUGUUCAGCUCAGAAACCCCACUGACACCCACACACAUCUGGGUUUUGUCGGCGGUGGGAAUGCAUCAGCUCUGAGUCAUAGGUCACAUGACUCUGCAGUACACACAGUUUUUUAUCAGCUCUGUGUGAAAGUGAUGGAAAGGUAACACCCAGGUGAAUGGGAGAAUUUGUCACAACAGUUAUGGUGCUUGACGUUGCACAUGAAAAAAAAAAAAAGCCAGGCCUUUUUGUAGCGGGUUUACCCACAUUUAAAUUAACAAAAGACUUAUUCCCGCUAAUUAUGGUGUUAAAGAGGUAUCACAUAGGAUUGACUCAAAUAUUGUAGCUCUAUGGCACAGAUGAAACAGAUCCGGUUCUGCCUCCAUCAAGAGUAAAGGAUCAAUUUGUUGUUGUUUAUUUGUCUUUUCAUGGGCUUUUUUGACAAUAAGUAGAUAUACAAGGACCAAUACCACAUUUAUCCUUCUACCACUCAGAGGCAAAGCAAAGUUUAGAACAAAAUGUAUUGUAGCAGGUAUCAGGAUAUUGUGUGAAAUGAAUGGUGGGAUCAUUCAUCAGUUGCUGAAAAUCCAACAUCUCAUUCUGUUAGCUGUAAGAAAGUAUUUGUAAAUUACAUUUGGCUUGAGGUUUGGUCUCACUCCAUACAGGCGAACGAAUAACACUGACCUACAAAAGCCAAAAGAUUGAUUUUUUGUUUAUGCAUCUCUGUCCCUAUGUGCGGCUUCAAGCUCUUUAAGCUGUGCUGAAAUACUAUCUAUGUAACGACUACUGAAAAUGAACAUGUGAAAAUAUUAUGAAACAAUAUGUGUGUGUCUUAAGAAAUAAAACAAGUACUGUAUGUAUUUUAUUUUGUAAAAACCAAGGAACUGGAAGCUGUAUUCAAUCAGUGUUAAGAUAUUUAUUCUUUUUUUUUUGCUGUUGUGUAUUUAGCAGACUGAGGCUUCUUAGUUUCCCCCAUUUAUGAAUUAUUUACCAAAAUCCUCUUCAAAACACAAGAAGCUUGUUUGAAUUUCAGACCAGUGACGUGUCCAUAAUCAUCCCAGUCGUAAUCCAGCCUCACCACACUGUCCUCCAGUGCCCUCUCUGUGAUAAGAAAAGUCUGUGGUUGUAGCUGUUUGGAGGUCAGAGGAUCUAACAGCAGCGUUUGACCCAUUUUAUUCUUUGUGGUUUGAUCCGAUGUGUCACAUGAGGUGAGGGCACAUUACAGUUCAUGCUGUGGUGGGGUUGGCCACACACAACACUAGUGUAGGCCGAUGAUUCAGGGAGAAAAGAAGAAAACAGCGUCGAUAACCGGUCUGUUGGAAAAAGCUCUGAGUCCAACACUGAUAAGCUAUCUCUCUUUAAGAUUGCUCAAGUUAUUUUAUUGACCCUUGUGCACCGAGCACCUUAUCAAAUCUGCAUAUAGACUUUCCCCCUUUGUCCGAUAACAAGGCUCAAAAUAUAUGUAUGCCUGAUUUAGACUUACUAAAAACAAAUAUCUAGAGGAAUUUCAGGGUUUACUUCAUCUUUCUUCUUAUUAUUAUUAUUUUCAUGACUAUUCUGUCUUAAUCAGGAUGGAGGCUUCGGAGUGAGGAGGUAAACAACUAUGUCAUGAUUUAACUUGCAGCCUCGGUCAGGCGUGACUAAGCAGACACUGGAUAGUCAGGCUGUGUAGGAAAUAUACAGAAUAAAUUAUUUAACAUUAUGGCUCUAAUAUUCAGGCAUCAUAUGUUUUCUCUGCCCCAUGAAACCUGUAAACACUUUAUUACUUUCUGCUUUAUGGUUCUGUGCUCCUUGGAUGUUUGGCCUGUGCUGUCUGAUUUGGAGGUGAAUGAUUUCCUUUAACUAGAGACAACAAAAUAUUCAAUCAGACGUUAGACAGGCAGUUGAACCAAAUCUCUUUCAGAAGCUGGUUUUACUAUAAAUAAAUAGUCUUCUUACACUGGGGAAAGAUCAUACCAUUGUUAGUUAUAGGGUUACACUCAACAAAUUGAAAGUUAACCCUUUAUUGCGUGGAUUUGUACUUAAACAAGUACAUUUUAGUUUGGGCUUUUAUUCCCUGAAGGUGCUUAAUUAAUGGAAAUAGAUUAAUUCAAAAGUGUUGCUGUUCUGCAACAAUGCCCAAAUGAUGGAAAUAACCAUAAUACUGAAAAGUACCAGAUGUUUUCUUUUCUUUUUGAACUUGGUAAAUCCAGGUUAUGUUUAGUCAAAUGCAGUACCCAAUAUUUCUUUAUUAGUUCCAAUUGUUAUUUGGACUGUUUGGUGAUAUGGACAUUGCAUACAAUGUAAUAUGACACACGUGACAUGAUUUUCCUGUGCAAAAACAAUUUCAUUUCUUUAUCAACAUUGAUUCCAUAUUGCCGCUUUUCAGUAAAAUUGAAAUAAAGGUAUUUUUUUCCAACA
Molecule: messenger RNA, 5173 nt
Organism: Platichthys flesus (European flounder)
Lineage: Eukaryota; Metazoa; Chordata; Actinopteri; Pleuronectiformes; Pleuronectidae
Gene: gfod1
Product: glucose-fructose oxidoreductase domain containing 1
Exons: 3
Coding region: 15-1202 (395 amino acids)
Molecular function (GO): nucleotide binding
Source: RefSeq, a predicted model, not a curated record